AUGCUAAUGAAGAAAGUUAGGUUUGAGAGUCCUGCUAAAGCUUUCCUAUCUAUCGACAUGAACGAACGCGAGUGUCAUUCGCCUCGUCCACUAGUAGAGAGGCAGAUGCAUACAAAUUUACCUGACUUAUACAGUCAGGUUAAGGUUUUACCGUACAGUAAUGACCCAGUGCAACGUUUUGAGUGCAGCAAUAGUUCUCCGUAUCCAACAAUGACAAAGACUCCGUUAUCUGGCUAUCAGAAAUCUCCUGAGUGGUCACCGUCUCACGACUUGGAUCUAAGUAUGUUGGAUGCUUCGUACCAUGAGCCUAGAAGGCCUACAUUUUGUAGAUCCAUCCUAAAGCCUACUAAUGUUAAUCACAAUGCUGUUGAUGGCUAUACAAUGAAUUAUACCCCUGAAUCUAGUUCUGCACCAAAGAUAUCAACUGAAAACAAAAUACUAAAACUACCAAACACACUGAUCAAAAACGAUGACUUCUUUAUAAAGAGAGAUAACUUAGAUAAAUUUAAUUUGGACAUGAAUCCAUUAACAAAGCAACUGAACCAGCUUAGUUUGGAUAAAGAAAAUGAUCCUUUCACUAGGAAAUCUGAAAUGGUGCGAAUGGCAGCUAUAAAUAUGCAGGACAAUGUAAAAAGUCAGCCACAGCCCACUAGAUUUGAAGACUCUGAUUGCAGGUGUCACCACUGUGUUAAAAAGACUACUCCAACAAAUACAAAUUAUAUAAUGACAAAUGAACAAGUGCCUCAGCACCACAGGCCUAACUAUGGUUUACCAUUUACUGCCCAAAAUGUUAUGAAACAUAGUCACUGCCCAUGUACAUUGCCAUCACAACCCAGCAGAUGUUCCUGCUGCACUCCUACUCCAACAGCUAGGAAAUGCCAGUGUAGCCCUUGUAGUACUGACAAAACACCUAGUCCAAAAUUGAAUGCAGUGGACAAAAAGACUUGGGCCAUAGAAAGAUAUGAACAGAGCAAAAAUUCAAACUCCAUGGAGGUUGAAAAACAAACAAAUAUUUCCAAAGAGAAACGAGAGCCAACUGUAUCUGACCUUUUUAAAAUAAUAAAGCUCCAAAAUGAACAGUUGCAAUUGUUACAAGAAAAAGUGGAUAAGUUUAUUACAGCAAGCCAACAAGCACAAAUACCUGCUCAGAAACAUGUAGCUAUUGAAACUGUUGGGAAUGAGCAGCAUAAAAUAUCAAUUGGAGUUAUGACUAGUUUUGAAAUGGUUAGAACUUCAACAGUAAUAAACAAGGAAAUCUUGAAAACAAAUGACAAUGCACAAAUACAAUGCAAUAGGUCUCAAAUAAGUAUAAAAGAGGUUGUGUCUAAGGGGCAAGCUCCUAACCCAAACUUUUUAGAUGGUAUUACACCUGUAGGUGAUACUAUGAGGGCAGAGUUUGAGGCUCAAGGAAAUGUUUUAACAAACACUCCAAUGAAUGGUGGUGUGCUUCCACUUGCAGGUGUGAACGAAGAGAAAACAUUGAAUGAAUUGAGCCUGUGUAAUGUCCAAGUAGAUAAUGCAACUACACCACUGAUGUCCCCAGAGCAGAGCUUGUAUUUAGAUGUCAGAGAUUAUAGCGAUUCCGAUGCAGAUAGUAAUAACCAAUCAAAUGUUGGCUGGACUUAUUAUAAUAAAGUUAUGACUCAUGUGAAUGGCAUGCUGCAAGAUUCAGACAUGCCGUCUUCAGCCAGUGCACUAUACAGAAACACUAGACAACAUUUGCAGACUGUACAAAUGCAUAUAGACAAGACUAAUGUUAGUGUUACUAAAAGGGUGAAAUUCGGCGACGAUCCUCUAGGAUUCCAUCAGCCACAUAUCUAUGCGUCUACUGACACCAGUUUGAAGAUGAACCAGCUGGCUGCCAAGUACUUGAAGAACGGGCCACCGGUCGCAGCGCCACAGCGCCCUGCGCCCAGGCCAGCUACUGCACCAGUUGACAUGUCUUUUGCUACGAGAAACUAUAUGGAGCGACAUAAAUUGUUGCAAGGUAUACCACCACCUUCGAAGUCUGCUUCUCCUGGUGAGAUGCCUCGAUUCUUAGACAUAACUGCUUUGAAACAGCAGCCUAAGUUUUUAUAG
Spodoptera littoralis (African cotton leafworm) is the source of this 2079-nucleotide messenger RNA. NCBI's taxonomy places the organism in Eukaryota, Metazoa, Arthropoda, Insecta, Lepidoptera, Noctuidae. The record is from the annotation of a GenBank genome assembly.